CUUCAAGACGGUUUGGACUAUUAUUAACGGAUAUGGAGCUUCAUGCUUUUUUCUGUUUUGGUCUGUGGCUUUUGUGUGGUGUUUUAGUUGUUCAGUCCGAUGAAAGAGAGAAGAUUCCUGUAAUGGAGGGAGAUUAUGUCACUUUAAACUCCAAUGUGAGAAACAUAAAAAGCAAAGAUCUUAUAUUGUGGACAUUCAGGCUUAAAAAUAAUGAGACUCGUAUAGCUGAAAUCUAUAAACAGAGAAACUAUACAUAUGAUGAUGGGAUUAAUGAGAGAUUCAGACACAGACUACACUUAGAUGAGCAGACUGGAUCUCUGACUAUCACAAACAUCAACAAACUACACUCUGGGCUUUAUAGAGUCCAGAUCAUCAAUGGAGGGGUCAGAGAAAAGACUUUCAGUAUUGAUGUCUAUGGUAUUCUGACUGUUCCUGUCAUUAUUAAAGAUUUACAAAAUCCACCCUCAUCAGGAUCCUCAAGUCAGUAUUGCUCAGUGGUGUGUUCAGUGUUGAAUGCGAGUGCUGUGAGUCUCUCCUGGUACAAAGGAAACAGUUUAUUGUCCAGCAUCAGUGCGUCUGAUCUCAGCAUCAGUCUCUCUCUACCUCUGGAGGUGGAAUAUCAGGAUAAAAACACCUACAGCUGUGUGGUCAACAAUCCCAUCACAAACCACACCACACAUCUGGACAUCAGUCAAACCUGUCAGACAAGUUCAGAAUCCAGAACUUCACUUCUUCUCCUGGUUGUUUUGCUGCCGCUGCUGUUUUUAAUCACAGUUACAGUUGUGAUAAUAUUACGUCGCCACAGAAACUACACGCAAGUAAAACAAAAAGCUCAGACUAAUGAGGAUGAUAUCGAUUAUACUGAAGCAACAUUUACUCCACACGGAGAUCAGGAUACGAAAGCUGAAGGACAGGAUCAGACGGUGUAUUCAGAAGUCUUUUUGAAAUGCUGAUCACAUAGAUUUGUAAUGUUAUAGAAUUUAACACAGGAUUGAACACGUUGAAGCUUGUUGCAAAAAUGGCUGAAUUUCAAGAUUUUUUAAAGCCUUAAUGUCUGAAGAUUUCACAAAUAUUAAAAUGACAUUCCACUUUUUCUCAUGGAUUUUCAGAAACUGAUAUGUAGUCUACAACACUGUAAUAGAAAAUGUAAAAUAACAACAAAAAACUUGCAAAUAUUGCUGCCUUAAAGAGCCCUUAAACAUAAAUAUAUAUUGUAAUAAUUUAAGUUAAUUAAGCAAUGAAACAAUAUUUUUGUUUACCUUUUUAGGUUUAUAUGUAAAUGCCAUGUAUUUCUGUUUUGUUGUGCUAUUGCUCCCUCUGCUGGCCUGAGAGCUAAACUGUGAAUGAGAUUUUUAUAUUUUUAAUUUUAGAGAUUUUAUUGCUGCCUUUAUAAAGUAAUUUAUCUUGAUGUAAACUGUUAAUAGCUUUCACAUUUACGAUAACAAUUGACAAGCAAAAAUACGUGUUUAAUAUCUUAAGCAUAAUGAUUUUUUUCCAAGUUCUGAGCCAACAGUUUGAUGACUAUUUAUAAGUUGUUAUUUAUACAGGAAAAACAUGCGUCAUAAUUUUAUCUAAAUAUAUACAGUUGAAGUCAAAAAUAUUAGCCCCCCUUCUAUUUUUCUUCUUUUUAAAAUAUUUCCCAAAUGAUGUUUAACAGAGGAAGGAAAUUUUCACAGUAUGACUGAUAAUAUUUUUUCUUCUGGAGAAAGUCUUAUUUGUUUUAUUUUGGCUAGAAUAAAAGCAGUUUUUAAUUUUUUAGAAACCAUUUUAAGGUCUAAAUUAUUAGCCCCUUUAAGCUAUAUAUAUUUCGAUAGUCUACAGAACAAACCAUCAUUAUACAAUAACUUGCCUAAUUACCCUAACCUGCCUAGUUAACCUAAUUAACCUAGUUAAGCCUUUAAAUGUCACUUUAAGCUGUAUAGAAGUGUCUUGAAAAAUAUCUAGUCAAAUAUUACUUACUGUCAUCACGACAAAGAUAAAAUAAAUCAGUUAUUAGAGAUGAGUUAUUAAAACUAUUAUGUUUAGAAAUGUGCUGAAAAAUUCUUCUCUCCGUUAAACAGAAAUUAGGGAAAAAAAUAAACAAUAUAAUUGUUUAUUGAAUUAUUGAAAUAAUAA
This is a messenger RNA of Danio aesculapii, 2115 nucleotides long. Its product is annotated as natural killer cell receptor 2B4. The record is from RefSeq and is a predicted model, not a curated record. NCBI's taxonomy places the organism in Eukaryota, Metazoa, Chordata, Actinopteri, Cypriniformes, Danionidae. The coding region runs from base 33 to 953 and encodes 306 amino acids. The transcript is spliced from 6 exons.